AUGACAUCGAUAACAACAAAUACAAUGGACUCGCUGAACUUUUCACGCCUACAACUUGCACGAGCCUUGAAAGAAGAUCUUGAAGACGAAAACGCGUUACCACCAGAAAAAAGUGCGAUUUUUUCACGUCAACGACCGGCGAGACAAAAUAAUAAUACGGGCGAUGAAACAUUAAGUGUGCCAAAUCACUUUCAUAUUCCAAGACCCACAAGUUUAAUGAUUCCGAUGCCGUUAACCCAACCCGAUGGAAAUUCAACACCAAAUAAGCGUUCUUCACAAGCGUUUCAUAAACCACAACCGGUGAAUACUAAUGCGAGGAAUAGUAUCGCUAUCUUAGGUGAUUUAAAUGAUCAUGGGGUUGCCGGCAAUAGACAUUCAACAUUGAUGGAUGUACGAAGAAGUAUCAUUGAGAGCAGACAUAUGGCUAUCCCGUUUUCACCCGCGUCUAGUCAUCGAACUAAGCAAUUAAUGCAUCAACGAUCAUUUUCAAGUGGUUAG
Ambispora gerdemannii is the source of this 498-nucleotide messenger RNA. NCBI's taxonomy places the organism in Eukaryota, Fungi, Glomeromycota, Glomeromycetes, Archaeosporales, Ambisporaceae. The record is from the annotation of a GenBank genome assembly.